AUGCAAAUGCUUUCUUUAAAUUUUUUUAUAUACACCGUUGGCGGUAUAUGGCGACCAGUUGAGUGGUCAUCAAAUGGUGCCAAGCUGCUGUACAAUGUAUUUACCUUUAUUAUAAUAUCUUCGGAAUACUUUUUGGUGUUAACUCAAUUUAUGGAUAUAGUUCUUAUUGUCGACAAUAUCGAUGAUUUUGCUACUAAUACUCUAAUGUUCCUAACUAUUGUUGCCGUAUGUUGUAAAGCGACUGUCAUUGUGGUACGUCGAAAUGCGAUCAUCAACUUAGUGCAAAUAUUAUUGAAAGCACCAUAUAAACCUCGAGAUGAGGAUGAAGUAGCUAUACAAACAAAAUUUGAUAAAUUCAUUAGUACUGCAAAACCGAAUAUCCACACUAAGAAGGUGUUGUGUAUAUGGUGGGAUCAGCAAGGCGUCAUUCAUUACGAAUUGCUCCAACCUGGUGAAACGGUCACUGCUCAACGUUAUCAGCAGCAACUGAUUCGUUUUAGUGACACAUUGGAAGAGAAAAGGCUUUACACCGACAAGGGAAGAAGGAAGAUUAUCUUGCUUCAGGAUAACGCGUGGUUACACACAGCAAAAACAACUUUGAAAACGAUCAUCGACUUGAGCUGGGAAAUUUUAUCGCACCCGGCGUAUCUUCAGACUUCGUCCCUUCAGAUUAUCACCUUUUUAGAUCCUUGCAAUCAUCUGACUGAUACUCAUUUCACUUAUGUCAAGGAUGUCGAGAAAAAUAUGAUCUUAACUAUAAUUUUUGCCACGAUAAUAAAUGUUGGCACGGAAACCUUAGUCUUCGGACUGAUUUUACAAACAUGUGCUCAACUUGAAAUUUUCAAAAGUCGUCUUCACAAGUUUAUAAUUAAAAAGACAGUUACAUAUCUCGGACAUGCACGCUCUUUGUCGAAUGAAGACAAAACAUGGAUAUCGGAAUGUAUACGUCAUCAUCUCAGCAUUUACAAAUACGCCAAAACGGUAAACAUCAUAUUCAACCAAGUACUUUUCGUUCAGUUUUUUAGUAGUAUUUUGGUAUUAUGUACGAGUGUGUAUUAUUUGUCAAUGCAUAUCAAGGAACUGUCUGCAGCUGCAUCCUUAUUAGUAUAUACCAUCUGCAUGUUUGUACAAAUCUUCGUUUACUGCUGGUCCGGAAACGAAGUCAUGCUUAAAAGUAUGAGUAUAGCGGAUGCUAUAUAUCGUAUGAAUUGGCCAUUACUAUCGAUCAACGAAAAAAAAGGAUUGUUGAUGAUCAUGAUACGUAGCACAAUUCCUGUAAAGUUCACUAGCAGCUUCUUGAUAACUCUAUCUCUUCAGUCUUACAGUAACAUCUUGAAAACGUCAUAUUCAGCAUUUAACGUUUUACAAAAGUAAAGUAUAAUAAAUAACCAAAAAUGUGUUUGAAUAUGAUGUAGUUUUUGAUAAAUUAU
This is a messenger RNA of Acromyrmex echinatior (Panamanian leafcutter ant), 1430 nucleotides long. RefSeq names its product odorant receptor 46a-like. The record is from RefSeq and is a predicted model, not a curated record. Gene Ontology annotation, biological process: sensory perception of smell; detection of chemical stimulus involved in sensory perception of smell. NCBI's taxonomy places the organism in Eukaryota, Metazoa, Arthropoda, Insecta, Hymenoptera, Formicidae. Gene Ontology annotation, molecular function: olfactory receptor activity; odorant binding. Gene Ontology annotation, cellular component: plasma membrane.